Oncorhynchus mykiss (rainbow trout) is the source of this 3336-nucleotide messenger RNA. RefSeq names its product bri3 binding protein (gene bri3bp). The record is from RefSeq and is a predicted model, not a curated record. Gene Ontology annotation, cellular component: mitochondrion. NCBI's taxonomy places the organism in Eukaryota, Metazoa, Chordata, Actinopteri, Salmoniformes, Salmonidae.
GCGGCAUUAUUCUUGCUGACUUCAUAACGGUGUUUCUUCCGGGAUCACCGUCAUCACUCCGCUACGGAGGUGUCCUUACUGGCAGCUAAUUGUUAAUCUGUAUUUAAACGGACCUAAUUUAAUACAAUUCACGACUGGAGUAGUAUCGCACAUCUGAAAUAUGAAGGGAAUGAAACCGCACCUCAUUCUGUUGCUGCUCUUCGCGUCUUUGCUUUGUGCAGAGACGGCCAGAAGCCGGAAAGAUUCCACCAACCAGAAUAGUUUCAGAAGGGCGGCUAACGGAUUCUACCAAAUGUUAAGCAAUAUUUUUGGAGAGGACAACAUCAGAGGUCUUUACAAGUUCUUCUCCAAGACGACGGAACGCUUUGUCCAUGGCGUCGACUCUUUCCUGGACACUAUUUGGAAGAUGUGGACAGAUCUGUUGGAUGUGAUGGGCAUUGAUGCCUCCAACCUGAGCCACUACUUCAGCCCAACGUCUUUGACAAACUCCCCGGCUCGUGCCCUGCUCCUAGUGGCUGCUGUGUUGGUGGCUUACUGGUUCCUCUCCCUGUUUCUGGGGGGAUUCUUCUACCUGCUGCACAUCGUAUUUGGCCGCUUCUUCUGGCUGGCCCGAGUUACACUCUUUGCCCUCUCUUGCCUGUAUAUCUUGCAGAAGUUUGAGGGGGACCCCGAGCGUGCUGUGCUCCCUCUCUGCUUCGUAAUGGCUGUGUACUUCAUGACGGGGCCUGUGGGGGCGUACUGGCGUAGAGGUGGGGGUACUGCCUCUCUGGAGGAGAAGAUCAAUCACCUGGACACCCAGAUCCGCUUGCUCAACAUCCGGCUGAGCAGGGUCAUCGACAGCCUGGAGCGCGCCGGGGAGAAGUAGAGCUGACCCCACACACCCACCGCUGACAACGGCUGUAUCCAUAGGGUGGCUGGAGGUUUGGGUGUAUAAGGGCAGGAAAAUCUAAGCAGAUCGAGGCUUUCUGUUAUGAGAAAGAGCUUGUUUUUUAGUGUUAUUUUAUUUGUAUUUUUAUCCUGACUUGUUGAUAUUUUGUUAUAUUGUUUAACAACUGCUGAUGGUUGUUCUUUUUGGAAAUUGUGUUCAAUGAAAAAAUGGGAUGGAUGUUUGUUUUUGGGUAUGUGAUGGUGUCAUAGCGGGACCAGACACAACUGUAAGUAUUUCAUCCCAGUUAGCUCAGUAGUUAGUUGACCAAUGGCAGUUUUACUUAUUGCAUUUUUUCCGUCCUGACACUGAGAUGUAUAGUCAAAAAUAAUGUCACCAUUCCAUUGUAGCAGUAGGUCAUUCCUGGCGUAAUUCAGGACCUCUCUUUCUAUAUAAUGGACAUACUGUGUGUGUGUGCAAGCGUGUGCGUUUCAUGCAUGUGAAUCAUUGGAAAAGCACUGGGGAAAAAAAGUUAAGACUGGCGAAACCUGGGCAGGCACGAAAAUCUCAGGGAGAAAUUUUUAAAAAAGAAUAUCAAGAACAAUUAUGCGAAUAUACCCCACAUCAAUAUCAACUUAACCCUUUACACUCAUGGGAAUUGGCCUGUAUGGAUAGGGCUAAAUUGGUAGCAAUUGAAAGGGAACAGUUUGGAGAUUAGGGGAACAUGAUUAAGACAAGUUGAGGACACAAUAGUUCACAAGAAUGAAUCCAAACAAUACACUGUUGAUUUUAUGUGCAUUUUACAUUGACUGUACUUUUCACCCCAUUUGUUGAUAACGAAAUCUGAAAAUACUCUGGAUACAUUCAGUAACAUGAUGAGAAUAUUCCUGGAUAAAAAAAAUCCUCUCACUAAUAGGUCUUUUGACCAGGGAAACAGAUCAUAUUUUUGGUGCACAUAGAAAAGAGUCGUGUGUGUGUUCUUCAGCGAUAUUUUUUCUUCACAAUAGACAAACGGGCUCAUUUUGUUCAAAACAACCCAGGGUAUGACGCCAUGUCAUCUUGUAACUAUACAUCAAUGAAAGUGAUCAUAAACGGUGACACUGUAUAUAUUAGUUUAAUGAAAUGGAAAUGUGAAGUACACAUUUGGACUCACAGGUGUUUGGCUUGUAUCACAUCCGUGGUAUUUAUUCUGCUCCUCAAUGUCUCAUCUUUGAAAAUACAUAGAGUCCUCUUCAUUUACAGCAUUUCCCUCAGACAACAGAAAAAGCAGAAGUUGCCAAAUUAGUGGGAGGGAUGGUGACCACUUGUCGCUUGAGGUGCACAAGUUCAGAACAUCUGUCAGUCAAAACCCAUACAGAGCUGUGAAGCGCAGAGCCUGAGCUAUGAUGUCAUAUAUAGCAUGUUACUGUACAGUCACUGAGCUAUGAUGUCAUAUAUAACAUGUUACUGUAGUCACUGAGCUAUGAUGUCAUAUAUAACAUGUUACUGUACAGACACUGAGCUAUGAUGUAAUUUAUAGCACGUUACUCUACAGUCACUGAGCUAUGAUGUCAUUUAUAGCAUGUUACUGUACAGUCACUGAGCUAUGAUGUCAUCUAUAGCAUGUUACUGUACAGCCACUGAGCUAUGACGUCAUUUAUAGCAUGUUACUGUACAGCAACUGCGUUCCAAUUUAGGCGUUUAUCAGUGCCGAAAUCUGUCAUUUUCAACCCGUAUUAUAGGUGCGAGUGUAAAGGCCUACUAUGUUACAGUGACACUGAUUUUGUUGCACAGCCGUGUUUGAAUCGUGGCCAGCCAUCUGCAGAAGGAUGGAAGGUCUACCUUUUAUACUCGGGCUCAUCAUCCACAUUGAGAUAAGGGUGUUAAUGGUAGAAAUACCACAAUAAAGUAUAGUUAUAAUGGAAGCGUAUUAGUAGUUCCCAUAAAAACAUAAUUCUAUUUGCCGUGUGACAAGUCCUCCCUGUUUCAGUGGAUGGCACAUUAUGCAUGCCUAGACUAUAUCUGUAUUUGUUGUGAAUUUGGAUGCACUUUUUGGUCAUUCCUGCGUUGCAUAAUUGUACAUCGCAAAGUGUACGUUUUUAUAGGGCCAUAGUGUGUAAUAUCCUAAAAAAGGAAAUUUUAUCAUUUAACUCUAAUCUACUUUUGUGCUACAUUUUGAAUGUGUUUUCAUUAGAAUAAAUAUACAGUCCCAUAGAAGUCCAUUUUGUUGGGCGGGUGUUCAGUAAGUGGUUUGGUCUAGUUGGUGCCAGUUCAAAUGUUAUCAUUGGCUACCAUACCAUCUCUCCAGCCCCACCCCUCCAGAAGUGAACUUGUCUACACAAACGUAGUUUUGAUUAUGUACUGUAUAGCGUACGUGCUAUCCUAUAGCAAAAUGUUACAAUGUUGUAUUUGUUAAGUCAGUAUUUUAACAUUGUAAGCGUUGGAAAUAUUUAAGAAUUGAAUGAGUAUUAAAUGUGUAUUGAUUUGUAAAA